UUAGCUGCAAACUCUGACCUUCUCACUGCAGCAGGCAGCAGUACAGAACUGAGAUUAAAAAAGAAAACAAAAAGUUCAAACACAGCUGCCAGGAGACAAAGUGAUCAGAAUUUCAAGUGAAGAAACCAACAAAAAAAAUGCACCCUGCCGAUAAUGGACUUAUUCCAGAAUACAACAGCCUCAGAGACCAGAAUCUUAUGGGUUACUUUAACAAGAAACACAUCCGCAGACAUCUGCAGAAGGCUGGCUUGAUCACCCACGAUGGAAUGAUUGUGCCAGAAAAGGUAUACAGACAGAAUAUGGCAAAACAGCAACACCAGCAACAUGUUCAGAAACUGCUAGCUAAUGCAAUUAGGGAGUAUGCAUACAAGAUGGAGCAUCAUCGUCAGACAGAUAUGAUGAGAAAACUGAAACAAAUGGGAAGGCAGAAAUCAGAUCAGGUGGACUUGGGUGGGUUUUCUGCUGUGCCAAGAAGAAUGAUUCAAAGACAAAGGCCUGAACCUCAAGAGAGAGACAUUAGAUCUCACAGCCCAUCCUUGUAUCAUGAUCCAAUCAGAGAAGGAAAAGUAUAUGAUGAAGAAAGGAUGAUGCAGUACUUGGCAUCAAUGAACAGAAGAACAAUAGAGAAGCUGACUGGAGUCAAGUUUCAGUCGAGUGCCUCUCCGUAUGGUUUGCUUAUCCUCAAUAACUUCCCCAGUAGACAGCCUGCACCACCUAAACGAUGUGUGGAAUCCAAACAAAAUGUCCAUGCCCAUCGAGCCUUGAAGAGAUUGAUGCCUUCUGCAACACCUGCGGCCAUUUCAGCUAAAGCAGACAAGGCAAGCAAAAGAAUGUAA
Protopterus annectens (West African lungfish) is the source of this 836-nucleotide messenger RNA. RefSeq names its product glutamate-rich protein 3-like. Bases 138 to 836 code for a protein of 232 amino acids. Lineage: Eukaryota; Metazoa; Chordata; Ceratodontiformes; Protopteridae. The record is from RefSeq and is a predicted model, not a curated record. The transcript is spliced from 6 exons.